ACCAUUUUACAAUUUUACCCUCAUCUUAUAUCAAUUUCGCGCUUAAUCCUGCUCGGAAUUCAUUUCUCUUUUCAGUAACUCUGUCCUUUCCAAGAUCCGUUGUUCGAGCAGAAAGAUUUUAGGAUUCAACCAUAGAGUCUCCAACAUGGAGUGUAGCAUUUCGCUCGAUUCGAAGAACUACGGUGUUGGAGCUAGUCAAAACAUGGAAAUAGCUGGAGUGAAAACGAUGAAGAGCUCCAAAGUAGGAGGCGCCCAGAGGAAACGGCUUUCCGAUAUAAGCAACUUGAAGGAGCAACCUGUACUGCAGAAGGGAGAUACGAAGCAGCAGUCUAGUUUGCUUAAGACCUAUGAAUAUGUUGAUAAGUUACAGAAGGAAAAUAUGGCACUUACGAAAGUUCUUGCAGAAAGAAAUCGUAUAAUUGAGAUAAGUGGAAAUGAGUUAGAGACAUUGAGAACCAAUUUUCAGAAAUUGCAGCAGCAGAAUCUGCAAUUCGCCCAAGCAAACAGUCAAAUGUUAGCGGAACUUAAUUCAGGUAAAGAAAGGCUGAAAGCCCUUCAACACGAGCUUGGAUGUAAAAAUGGCAUUCUUAGGUCAAGAAAACUGGAUUUGGAGAGAAAAGGAAAAGCAGCGACAUUUCAGCCUGGAGGGGUAGGGACCGCCGGAUGUAGUGAGGCAGCGGAAUCUAUGAAUACAAAUGAGGGUAAUAUGCCUUGCAAAACUAACAGGCGACGACAAUCCAGACAAGAAUCUUUUGGCACUUCAGUUCUUAAGACAGAGGUUCAGAAGGUUGAAAGCAAAAGGCCUAGAAGGCAAUCUGCAAGAUUCAAAACCGAGGAACCAGUGGCUGCAAACCACAUCUUGGAGACAGAUAAUUCCAAUUCUAAUGAUGCUUUGCAAUGUAAAGAGACUUCAGUUCAUCGAGCAGAGGUUCAAAAGGUCGAAGGCAAGAGGCCUUGUUCGAGAAAGCAGUCUGCAAGAUUGAAAAUUGAGGAACCGGUUGCUACAAAUGACUUAUUAGGGAUAGAAAAUUUCAAUUCUACCGAUGCUUCUCAAUGUAGAGAAACUUCAGUUCUUCAAACAGAGGUCCAGAAGGUUGAAGGCAUAAGGCCUUGUCUGAGAAGGCAGUCUGCAAGAUUCAAACUCGAGGAACCAGUGGCUAUCAAAGACUCACUUGAUACUGUAAAUUCCAAUUCUACCAGUGCUUCUCUAUGCAAAGAGAUCGUAUGUGAAGUAAAAAUUGUUCCAACUUCAUCAGUAGAAACAGAAGAUAAUGGCAAUUCUACUGAUAGAUCUGAAGUUCAAGAACGUCGGAGGACAUCCGUUGGUAGGCCGUUAAGGCGAGCCGCUGAAAAAAUUCAGUCCUACAAGGAAAUUCCACUUAACGUCAAGAUGCGCAGACCGGUAUGAUCAAUCCUAACCCAAAUUUCCUUUUCCUGUUGUCAAGUGAGGGGAGAGUUGUGAUCACUAGUUUUGUAUCUGUAUCCUUUGAUAGCAUUAGAUUGUGCACUUACUGUAAAAAGCUCGAGUUUGCUUCGACAUUAAGACUAGACGAUGAAAUCAACCAUUCACAACACCUUUUAGGCUAAAAUGACCAAUUAGUUAGGACUGUAAAAAAGCUUCCUUGAAACAACACUAUUGUUUUGUCUUGGCAAAUUAAACUGAUGCAUCUAGUCGGAUGUAGCACAAUUGUUUAUACUUCAAGUCUAGCUCUUUGCCUAUC
Molecule: messenger RNA, 1721 nt
Organism: Cucurbita pepo subsp. pepo (vegetable marrow)
Lineage: Eukaryota; Viridiplantae; Streptophyta; Magnoliopsida; Cucurbitales; Cucurbitaceae
Product: SHUGOSHIN 2
Biological process (GO): meiotic sister chromatid segregation; maintenance of meiotic sister chromatid cohesion
Cellular component (GO): chromosome, centromeric region; nucleus
Source: RefSeq, a predicted model, not a curated record